Monosiga brevicollis MX1 is the source of this 1664-nucleotide messenger RNA. RefSeq lists its product as uncharacterized. Lineage: Eukaryota; Choanoflagellata; Craspedida; Salpingoecidae. Gene Ontology annotation, biological process: tRNA modification. The record is from RefSeq and is a predicted model, not a curated record. The transcript is spliced from 7 exons. The coding region runs from base 1 to 1338 and encodes 445 amino acids. Gene Ontology annotation, molecular function: tRNA dimethylallyltransferase activity. Gene Ontology annotation, cellular component: mitochondrion.
AUGUGUUUCAAACGUCUGUUCUACACACCUCUUCUGGAGAUUGUCACGCUCUCUCUCUCUCUCUGUCUCUCUCUCUGUCUCUCUCUCUCUCUCUCUCUCAAACUCUCUCUCAAACUCUCUCUCAAACUCUCUCUCUCUCAAACGCUCUCUCAAACUCUCUCUCAAACUCUCUCUCUGGCCAUGACGCUGGCCGAGACGAUGAAUGGAGAAGUCAUCUCGGCCGACAAAUGCCACAUUUUUCGGGAGCUGCAGGUCGGCUUGGAUAAGGUGCCACCUGCUGCGCGCACUGCACCCUGCCACUUUGUUGACACCCACUAUCUGAACGAGCACUUCAACGCCGGCGACUUUGCCGAGGCAGCCACAGACCUCUGCCAACACAUUCAUGAGCAAGGCAAGACCCCCAUCAUUUUGGGAGACUCUGUCUUCUACCUCAAGACGCUUUUCACCGGCGUAAACCGCACACCCCGUCGCGACCCAGCGCAAGAAGCGGAGCUACGUGCUGAACUGGCUGAUCAACCCUGGUCCGCCGCCGUUGAACGACUGGCUGAAGUCGAUCCCCAAACUGCUGCCGUCAUUCUCCCCAACGAUUGGGCCCGCCUCUUGCGCUGCAUCGUCAUUCAUCGCAUGACGGGCAAGACCGUCGCAGACUUUGUCCCCGAGCCACCCAACAUUGAAUUCCGCAAGGUCUAUCUCAACCCUCCACGCGACAUGUUACACGACAAUCUCGUGGCCCGUUGCGAACGCAUCGUCGAUCGAGGCCUCGUUGAGGAAACCAUCGCCUUGAUGCCCGAUUAUCUGGAACAAGACUCGCGGCUGUCGCGCUUGCUCGGAUACCAGGAGGCGCUCGCCUACUUGGCUGAGUUCUGGUUUUCGCAGGAUCCAAAGUCAACGGCUCACAAACGCAAGGCAUUUCGGCGUCUUCUUUUUGCGCUCUACCGUUCGCAUCGUCGUGCCGCAGCACAACAACUGCGCUACUUUCGCUCGACCCCGGACUUUUAUCCACUAGAGUACGAUGCGCAUGGUGAUCCUGUUGAGAUACUGGAGCUGAUUCAAGAGUUCUAUCAAACAGGGGCUCUGCCCAAACACGUUGCAGGUGAUCAAAACCCUCUUCCAACACAACCGCCGCGUGAUGUGCACUGGUCACUCUACCAGGAGGACCAGAACGUGGACGACAAGAUUGCUGACGUGCAAGCAGCGCUGCUUAUGCACGGGCAAAAGCACAACUGGCCCGUUGAGCUUUUCCAAGACGAUGAGCCCGAAGUACAAGCCACCACCCACGUCUCCCGCCGGGCCAAUCGCUUUGCGGCGCGCCAAGCCGAGUACAAGCGUCGACGCUGAGCUGGUUGAGUGUUGCCAUCAAAUCACCGCCUCCCCUAAACUCAUGGAACCGACAUUGACGCCCGUCAAUGCCGAGAUUACCUUGCCCGGCCGCGCCGGAACUGCGAGCCCUCGCAAGCCUUUUGAAACGUUCUACUAUCUCUGCCCCCUUCCAUUCCACUAGCCGCCGCUUGCAAAAUAAAAAAAAUUACUUUUACUUUCUCUGUUUUGAGUUGUCAUCGUUGUGGACCACUCAAGCAGAACAGCUCUACCAGAGUUGUAAAGGGUUGUUAACACGCCAUUGCUGCUGGCUGACGUUCCAGAAAAAAAUCGAGUGGGAGUGAGCG